Messenger RNA from Abrus precatorius (Indian licorice), 1137 nucleotides. RefSeq lists its product as uncharacterized. The transcript is spliced from 6 exons. Gene Ontology annotation, biological process: regulation of growth; gravitropism. NCBI's taxonomy places the organism in Eukaryota, Viridiplantae, Streptophyta, Magnoliopsida, Fabales, Fabaceae. The record is from RefSeq and is a predicted model, not a curated record. Bases 41 to 826 code for a protein of 261 amino acids.
CUCAUUCAUCCCCCCUAUCCUUCACCUUAGUCUUCCCACAAUGAAGUUCCUCAGCUGGAUGCAAAAUAAACUUGGUGGAAAACAAGACAACAGAAAACCAAAUACACAUACUACUACUACAUAUCAUGCAAAACAAGAGCCUCGAGAAGAAUUCAGUGAUUGGCCUCAUGGUUUACUGGCAAUUGGAACAUUUGGAAAUAACAAUGAAAUUAAAGAAAACUUAGAUAACCAAAAUACACAAGAGGAUCCAUCCUCAUCGGAGGAAAUAGCAGACUUCACUCCUGAAGAAAUUGGGAAGCUACAAAAGGAGUUAACAAAACUUCUAAGACGAAAACCAAACGUGGAAAAGGAAAUUUCUGAGCUUCCUCUUGACAGAUUUCUUAAUUGCCCUUCAAGCUUAGAGGUUGAUAGGAGGAUCAGCAAUGCACUUUGCAGUGAAUCAGAUGAUAAAGAAGAAGAUCUUGAGAAAACACUUAGUGUCAUACUUGAUAAAUGCAAAGACAUUUGUACAGAUAACAGAAAGAAAGCAAUUGGAAAGAAAUCUCUUUCUUUCCUUCUGAAGAAGAUAUUUGUUUGUAGAAGUGGAUUUGCUCCAACACCUAGCCUUAGAGAUACCCUUCAAGAGUCAAGAAUGGAGAAGCUUUUGAGGACAAUUCUUCACAAGAAAAUAUGCACCCAAAAUUCUUCUCGUGCAUCUUUGAUGAAGAAGUGCAUAGAAGACAAGAGAAUAACAAGAAAGAGGAAUGGGGAUGAAUCAGAAGAGAGAACUGAUGAUGGCUGUAAAUGGGUCAAGACUGAUUCUGAAUAUAUUGUUCUAGAGAUAUAAAUUGCCCUAUAUUUUUACUAGCCCUUUUAGCAAAUAAUCAGGUUCAAGCAAGAAGUCACAAGAUAAUAUAUGUACAUGAUAUUGGAGGGUAGGGAGUGGAGCUCACAUUUUUUGAAAUGAAGUUUAUCCAUGAUAUGUACCAAGAAAUGAGUGGUGCAUACUUCAGAGCAGUAUCUUUGUUUUAUUAACGGUUCUUUCCGUUAUUUUUUUCAUGGUUGUGUCUGCGGAUUGCGGAGCAAUUCAUGUUGUGGAAAUCUCACAAUGGUUUAAGAUUUCUGAUCUGUAAUGACAAAGAUAUUCUGUACACUCUU